Molecule: messenger RNA, 2800 nt
Organism: Schistosoma spindalis
Lineage: Eukaryota; Metazoa; Platyhelminthes; Trematoda; Strigeidida; Schistosomatidae
Source: the annotation of a GenBank genome assembly
AACACAGCUGUUGCUUUCUGUGUUUUUUCGAUUUCGUUGGCACGGUGAUAAUUACAAAUCGUUUUUGAAUUGAGAGAUGCUUGAUAAAGAUCAUAAUCAUAUGAAAGAUAUUCUUGAUCAAUACGAAGUUGUUGAAUGCUUAGGAAAAGGAUGCCAAGGAACAUCAUAUAAGUUGAGACGUCGAGAUAAUUUAGAAUAUUUUGUAUUAAAGAUGGUGAGAGAAAAUUUCACAUUCAGAAUCCUGGAAAAAGAUAGAGUGUAGAAGUCUAGAUCAUGGAUAUCUAUUGUGUGAAGAGUUUAAUCAUAUUCAGAAGUUCAUACAUCCAUACGUAUCAAGAAUUUUAGAAAUUCAUAUGUCAAUGAACUCAGAAGUAACCUUUAUUUUUUGUAUUACUCAUUUUAAGAACUCGGCAAUUUAUGUUUCUGUUAUUCGUAGCUAUAUCGAUCUGCCGAGCUUAGACUCCAUAAUUAAAGACAAAAUAGAAAAAUCUAGGUUUGAGUGGAAUGUAAGAAAUACAACUUUCCAUAUCUAUUUUACGGAAAAAUAGUUAGUAUACCGAAUUUUUGGAAGCGUACUGACGGUUAUAACUUCACUGAAAGAGGCGAAUUGUGGCUCUAUGUAACUUGUUCAUACGUUAACCCUUUUAAAGCUAUUUUCAUCCUGGUAAUAUUUUUCUUAGUGAGAAAGGAUUUUUCAUGACGGAUAUUUGGGGUCCGAAUCUGAUGAAGUAUGCUCGUGGAGUAGAUGUUUAUGUGCAAUCAUUUGAAUACAUAAUGAAUCCUGAUCUUUUGGGUGAACUAACCAUUGAAUGUCCUCCGGAUGAGCUCCCACGAAGACGUUUACCCAGAUACAUUGAAUGGUGUGCUCCUGAAACAAGUCAGUUUGAAUUUACUGAUAAAUCUGAUGUAUGGACUUUGGGGUGCAUAAUCACUAUUGUAAUAUACAUUAAAUAUUUAUUCAAAAAUGAAGAGAUUUUAGCAGUUGAUCAACUCAAAGCAAAAGAAAAUGUAUUUCUCCAUCUAUCAUCUACAGAAGAAUUAGAAACACACAAAGAACUGUUUAAGUUACUUUCUCAAAUGAUGAAAAACAAUCCAUCUGAGCGUAUAAGCUUAAAUGAUCUUUUAGACGAUUUAUAUGUUCAAGUACUUUUAAAACAUACGAAUCCAGAAUUUAUUAUGAGAGCUAAACGAUGCAUUGUAACAGAAGCUGAUAAACCUUUCCCAGUGAAUGAUAAUAUGGAAGCAAAAAUCAAAUAUUUUCAUAUCAAUUGGCAACAUGAGAAUUGUAUUGAGAAAGCUGUUGUUUGGUUCGCAGAAAAUAUUCUGAACGAUAAGCAUAUGAAUUUAACACAUAGAUUAUCAUCUCAUUUAUUUCAACUAAUGUAUUUACAUAAAGCUAAUCUGUCAAUUAUUACAUCAUCUUUAAGGAUAUUAAUUCAUUCUAUUGAAAAUGAACAAUUACAAUCUAUGUUAACAUGUUCAAGACAUUCUCGUGAAGAUGUUAGUAACCGAUAUUUCUCUUCUUCUUCUUCAUCAUCAUCAUUAUCAUCAUCAUCGUCAGAUAAACUAUUAAAAGAAAGUAAUUACUUUAAAAAGAUUUGUGAAAUAAACAAUUUAUAUCUUGUAUUAAUCAUAUUGCGAAACUAUUUUCAAUAUGUCAAUGUACAAAGAUUAGGCUUAAAAUUUUUCAAUUCACUUAUCAAUAAAAAUUAUUCUACAUUUAUUAAUUUAAAUAUAAUAAAUGAUUAUUUACAAAUAAAUAAUAAAAUAUUUAAAAAGCUUUAUACAAUUAAUUUAUGUCAUCAUUUAAUUGAAUUAAUGAAUUAUACAACGAAUAAAGAUAUAAUUAAAAUAGGUAUUAGUUAUUUAUGGAAAUUUUGUAUCUAUGAACCGAUUGCUCUACAAGCAGCCGAUAAAGACACAUUAUCUAUCACUGUGCAACUAAUGGAGUCUAAUAAAUUUGACAGUGAAAUUUUUACAAAUGGUUCUAUGAUUAUUGUAUCUUUAUUACGUAUUGAUAAAGUUAAAAGGCAGAUUAUAGAAUACAAUAAGUUAAUCUAUAUUCUACUGAAUGGUUUAAUUCAAUUUAAAAAUUUACCAAUAACUAUCUGGAAUAUAUGUCUAUGCUUACAAGUUGUAAUAUCUUUGUCCGAAUAUUUUGCUUUACAAUUUACUGAUGAAGUGGAAGAAGAUGAAUCGAAGAAAGAGAAGAAAAAUGGAUUUGAUAUAUUAUAUUUAAUUUAUAACAUACAUCCUGAUAAUACAACGAUUACUGAAGCAUUACUAAAACCUAUCACAUCACUAAUGAAAUAUGAGUCUUAUAGAUAAUGCAAAGAAUCUAUUAAACAAAAUGGAAAACUGAAAUGCUUGAAAAAUGGAAACUUAAAUACUCUUUAAUAAAAUAAAUAUUAAUUAUGCAAAUAAAUCUAUUUGUUUAGUAUUUAAAACAUACUUUUUGAUUUUGACAUACUUUUUUGAUGAUCAAGUUUAUUUCACCGUCUUCAAAAAAAAACGCAAUAUAUUCAAUUGUUUAAUGAUUGAAUUUACAAGUCAAUUGGAGCUAGAUCACCGUGAAAACCUGGAAAUACUGGACUGUUGUUUUAUCCUGGUAUGAGACUCCUCAGUAGUGCGCAUUCACGAUCCUGACCCACGAGAUUCAAACCCAGGAUUUAUUGCUCUGGCUCGUAAACGCUUUAGAUUUAGGCCACAAUUUAGUCAUGGAUUCAAUUAUGAUUAUUUAAUUAAUUUAUUUUAACACAUAGGUAUUGGUACAAGGAGGCACCAAAUACAUAUGCGCCAC